GUAUGUAAAGGGACAAUGCUUAAUUUACAUCCAACGGAGAGAGAUUGAUAAACAUCUUUUGUCUGAAAGAAAACUUGUUUCUCUCCUGUGACUCCUGCAGUUUUAGAUCAUGUAUCAAGACCUUUGCACAGGUGCGUGGAAUCUGGUGCAGCUAACUUAAUGAUUCAGCAGAAGAGCAAACACUUCAUUCUUCUCCUCUCAAAUGGCUUGCUCUGCAAGGAUUUUGGUGACAGCCUGGUGCUUUUUUGUUGGCAUCUCUGUUUCUGUGCCAGGAUGGCAAGAACUGGUCAAUGGGCUCCCACCUCCUUGUGAGAGCCAGAUUUACUGUACUGGGGACCUCCUGAAGCAGGUCCAGCUGGCCAGGCUCUUCUCUGAUGACAAACACUUUGUUGACAUGCCGUUGCGGGAGUCUCCAGAACUAGUUCUGAAGAAGUUUCAGCAGCUAGUGAAUGUGACUCCGGGGGGGAUGUUGUCCAAAGAGCAGCUGCAACAGUUUGUGAGCUCAUCCUUCAGUGACCCUGGACAGGAGUUUGAGCAAUGGGAACCUCAGGACUGGACGAGCAGCCCCCAGAUUUUAGCCAAGAUUUCUGACCAGAAACUCCAGGCAUGGGCAUCGGAUCUGAAUGCCAAGUGGAAAUCCCUAGGGAGAAAGAUCAAAGAUGACGUUAGGACUCGCCCGAUGUUUUACUCUCAGAUUUAUGUGCCGCACCCUCUGAUGGUGCCCGGUGGCAGGUUCAUUGAAUUUUACUACUGGGAUUCCUACUGGGUGAUCGAAGGGCUGCUCCUCUCUGAAAUGGCAACCACAGCCAAGGGGAUGAUACAGAACUUCUUGUACCUGGUGGAAAGGUAUGGGCACAUCCCAAAUGGAGGGCGAGUCUAUUACCUGCGCCGGAGCCAGCCACCUUUCCUCACUCUGAUGAUGGAUGCCUACCUGGCCCACGCCAAUGACACAGAGUUUCUCAGGGAGAAUAUCCAUCUGCUGGAGGUAGAGUACGAGUUCUGGCAGAGGAAUCGCUCUGUGAGCAUCACAGUUGGGGACAGGAAUCACACUCUGAACUACUACAACGUUCAGAUCGGGGAGCCCAGACCAGAGUCCUACAGCAAAGACUGGGAGUUGGCAAGUGACUUAAAUGAAGAUGCCAGGCAGGAGCUCUGGGCAGAGCUAAAAUCAGCAGCCGAGUCAGGCUGGGACUUUUCCUCUCGCUGGUUCCUCUCCUGGUCUCCCCCGCUCCCUGCGACACUAAAGGAUACCAAAGCCAGGGCUGUAGUGCCAGUGGAUCUGAAUGCCUUUCUGUGCAAGACAGAGCACCUGCUGGCUUCAUUCUACAGGAUACUGGGAAACACCAGCAAGGCUGCCCAGUUCCAGGCCGCUCUGGAGCACAGGCUCGAGGCAGUCCAAGCUGUCUUCUGGAAUGAGGCUGCUGGAGUCUGGCUGGACUUCAACCUCCUGAAGAAGCAGCCAAACCCAGCCUUCUACCCCUCCAACCUGGCACCCCUGUGGACUGACUGCUUCUCAGACCAGGCUGCAGCUGAGAGGGCAGUGCGGUACUUAGAGGGGAGCACAGUGCUGUCCUACAAGAACGGGAUCCCUACCUCACUUGCCAGGACUGGGGAGCAGUGGGACCUGCCCAAUGCCUGGCCUCCACUGCAGCAUAUGGUGAUUGCAGGUUUGGCCAAGUCCAGAUCCUCGAGAGCCAAAGAAAUUGCCUUUGUCCUGGCGCAGAACUGGGUCAGAACCAACUUUGCCUUAUAUAAGAAGUACCAGGCCAUGUUCGAAAAGUACAAUGUGGAUGGAGAUGGGAAGCCAGGGACAGGAGGAGAGUACCAAGUCCAGGGGCAGAGCAGAGCACAUUCAAAGGCAGGCAUCUUCCCAGCACAGUGCCUACUGAGAACCCUUUGGCUCAGGGCCCAGCUGGCUGUGGUCAAGAGCAGGGACGGUGGAAACAACUUCAAGUCUGUUACUCAAAAGGCUUUAUUGUUUGCAGUCUGUCUACAACUACUGAAAAGAGAGAGGCUGGACUGGCUCCUACCUGUCCCCAGCCUAGAUGGGCAGAAGGCGGUACAAACUGGACAAAAGGAGAGCUAGGCCUAACAGCAGUGGCACUUGUAGGAAUUCAAAUACCUAGGGUUAAAAAAGAUAUUUGGAAAAUAAGGAUUUCAAGGUUAUAAAAGCAAGGUGGGAUUUAAAUAGUCUUGUUCUUUCAAGGGAUUUUCAGCGUUGUGAAACUUAACUCUUCACUAAGCCCUAGAGGAAGGCUCUGGAAAUUCCUAGCUCUCAGCUGGAUUUUGCUAAUAUGGGUAGGUAUAGGUAGCCACUUUAAAGGGGCAUAAGAUGUCAAGGGGCCCAAUUUUUUAGCCACUCAAAGCACCAGUGCUUCCACUUCUACAGGCUGAGCAGCUUCAGGCUUGGAUAGCAUGGGCCCAGUGCUGCAAGGGGCUGUGCACCCUCAGCUCUCUGGGACUCUGAGGGGGCUCAGCACCUCAUACCAUCUGGCUUUUAGAUGUGAAUUUAGGCUCUGCCUCCCCAUGAGGCAUGUGCAGACAGUUAACUGUAGGCACCUAGAUUUAAGAACCAGGCUCUGCAUUCUUCUUGCCCUGCCCUCCUGGCAUCUCCUUUGGGUGAGGCACUUUUUAAAGCUCACAGUGUCAGAAGAACAAGCCAUUGGUUUCAUUAGACUACACCUUAGUGCCUAGUGCAUGAGAGAGAUCACAAGCCCUGGCAGACAUAAAUAUUCCCCCUCAUCCCACAGCAUUUGCACACCUGGCACAGUUACUUCUAGCUUUACACCAUCAGAACCUUACAACCAGGCACCUUGCCUGUGCUGAUGCCCAGACUCUGAGGUGGUCAAGGCACAGGAGAGCAGAGAGGUGUCUGACAUGGACAGACCCCUCACUGUUACAGGUAGCUGCAGUAAAUCUGGCAGGACUGUCAUGGUGCACAUCCUGGCACCGGCAGCAGCCUUGGCACUGGUGAGAAUGGCACAAGAAAAGGAAACAAGUCAAGCAGACAGUGGAGCAAACAGGGGUCUGGUCACAGGUGCUGGUAGGAUGCGCUAGAUGAGUCUGUGAUGCAGUUGUCAUAGUGAUGCCCAACAAUCUCCAGUUUUAAAAAAGUGGCAGCAUUGAGAGAGCUUAGUUCCUUAAUCCAACAGCUUCAGGCCUAGUUUGCACUGGAACCGGUGGGAUGGUCUUUGGCAGCUCUUCCGCUUUGUACCUUUCAGCCCAUUGAUAUGUUUCCAUCAAAGAAUAAAAAAGUCUGUUCUGUUACAUAUAUUAAAAAAAAAAACCCUCUUGGCUAGGACUCUGUCCUAGCCUUGCUUAACACCUCUCUGUUCCACGUGAAAGCAAUUACACCAUGCCUGGGCACUAGCUAGGCACGUGCCAUCACUCUUAUCACCCACACUGUGUUUAAGAGAAAGCGCAGGGCAUUUGGUGCAGGCGGAAGGGGAAACGCAACAGCGAUUCCACUAUUCCACAAGGAAUGGCUACAAUAUGAAAAAAUAAGGAUUUUGUAACAAAAUCAUGGCUUUACAGGGUUGAUUUUUCCAAUUUUUUUACCA
Molecule: messenger RNA, 3560 nt
Organism: Trachemys scripta elegans
Lineage: Eukaryota; Metazoa; Chordata; Testudines; Emydidae
Gene: TREH
Product: trehalase
Exons: 16
Coding region: 203-2086 (627 amino acids)
Biological process (GO): trehalose catabolic process
Molecular function (GO): alpha,alpha-trehalase activity
Source: RefSeq, a predicted model, not a curated record